Messenger RNA from Elgaria multicarinata webbii, 3181 nucleotides. RefSeq names its product PBX/knotted 1 homeobox 2 (gene PKNOX2). Gene Ontology annotation, molecular function: RNA polymerase II cis-regulatory region sequence-specific DNA binding. The record is from RefSeq and is a predicted model, not a curated record. The transcript has 16 exons. Lineage: Eukaryota; Metazoa; Chordata; Lepidosauria; Squamata; Anguidae. Gene Ontology annotation, biological process: regulation of transcription by RNA polymerase II. Bases 628 to 2061 code for a protein of 477 amino acids.
GUCAGUCUGAUGAAGAUUGGCAUGCAGCGUUUCCAAACAUGGAUGCUAUUGGUUCUAGGACUGGUAGGAAAAAAGAAGCCUAAAGCAUUGAUUUUGGUGACAGAGUUACUGAUUGUUCUACAUGUGCAAAUGUUCCUGAUCUGGAAGAUAUAUUUAGGAGUGCAGGCCGUGCUGUCUCCACCAGCAAAGCACCCCAGAAUGGUACCUUCUGGAGUUGGAUCCUGAGGCUUUUGCCUUUGAAGCUGAGCUGUUCGAAAGGACUCCCCAAUUAUCUGUUCUCCCAUUGAUGAAGAUUGGCUUGGAUUCUAAACCUGUCUACUGAACUGUCUCCAGUCCACAUCAACACUGUCAGCCGUUCGAACUUGAUGGACUACUCUCCAUAUUUUCAUCCGAACCAUCGUCAAACACAUUGAACAGCAUCUGGGCCACCCCAGAGUAUUGAGUGAGUGCACCUACUACCUCUUGGCAGCUGAAGAACAAGCCAUUACAAAGUACUCUCUAGGCGUCUCUGCUCUGGCUGGAAGAAGAGGCUUUUGUGUUACCGGCAGAGAAAGGGCAGAGGGGAGAGUUUCAAAAGACAAGCGGCUCCCGGAGCACCCUCUAUAGUUCUAGAUGUGAAUCAAUCCCAUGAUGCAACAUGUCUCCCCAGCACCAGCUCUGACAAUGAUGGCCACACAGACUGUGCCCCCUCCCCCUUAUCAAGAAAGCCAACAGAUGACUGCCACAGCUCAACAGCCGGCUAAAGCACAACCCGUCCACAUCACCACACCCUCGGCAGCAGCCAACACCCCCAUCCCCAGCACUCCCAUCGACCCUCAGGCACAACUGGAGGCUGACAAGCGGGCUGUCUACAGGCAUCCUCUCUUCCCCCUCCUGACACUGCUGUUUGAGAAGUGUGAGCAAGCGACACAGGGCUCGGAGUGCAUCACUUCCGCCAGCUUUGACGUCGACAUUGAGAAUUUCGUUCACCAGCAAGAGCAGGAGCACAAACCAUUCUUCAGCGAUGACCCCGAACUGGACAACCUGAUGGUGAAAGCAAUUCAGGUCCUGAGAAUUCAUCUGCUGGAAUUGGAGAAAGUGAAUGAAUUGUGCAAGGACUUUUGUAAUCGUUACAUCACCUGCCUCAAAACUAAGAUGCACAGCGACAACCUACUCAGGAACGACCUUGGGGGGCCUUACUCCCCGAACCAGUCCUCCAUUAACCUACACACACAGGAUAUGCUGCAGAAUUCUCCUAACUCAAUGAAUGCAGUAUCCAGCAACCCCCAAGGAAUCGUGGUACCUGCCUCGGCACUGCAGCAGGGGAACAUCUCCAUGACAACAGUCAACUCACAAGUUGUGUCAGGUGGAGCCCUUUACCAGCCUGUAACUAUGGUAACGUCUCAGGGCCAGGUGGUAACCCAAGCAAUCCCACAGGGAGCCAUUCAGAUACAGAAUACACAGGUUAACCUGGACCUGACCUCUCUUCUUGACAGCGAAGAUAAAAAGUCAAAGAACAAACGGGGAGUCCUGCCGAAACAUGCUACAAAUAUCAUGCGCUCCUGGCUUUUUCAGCAUCUUAUGCACCCUUAUCCAACAGAGGAUGAGAAAAGACAGAUAGCAGCACAGACAAACCUCACACUCUUGCAAGUCAACAACUGGUUUAUCAACGCCCGGCGACGUAUUCUGCAGCCCAUGCUGGAUGCAAGCAAUCCGGAUCCAGCCCCCAAAGCCAAGAAGAUCAAAUCCCAACACCGGCCGACGCAAAGAUUCUGGCCCAACUCCAUUGCGGCUGGUGUGCUGCAGCAACAAGGAGGCAACCCCGGUACUAACCCCGAUGGCUCCAUAAACAUGGACAACCUCCAAUCCCUCUCCUCUGAUAACGCUACCAUUGCUAUGCAGCAGGCCAUGAUGGCAGCUCACGAUGACUCACUUGAUGGGACAGAGGACGAGGAGGAGGAUGAGAUGGAGGAAGAAGAGGAGGAAGAGGAGGAAGAGGAGGAGCUGGAGGAAGACGGCGAGGAGCUCCAGACAACAAAUGUUAGCGACCUUGGCUUGGAGCACAGUGACUCGCUCGAAUAGAGAACAAUGGUCAAUGGUGGAGCAGUCUCCUCCUGAGAAGCUGUUUGACCUGCUUGCCCAUUGUAGAGAGAGCUACAAGCCCUGCAUCCCUUUAAAGAUAUCAUUCAAAUUCAAUGACAAUACCCUUAUAUCAGGUGUCCUGCUUACCUGCUCCCGGUUGCAUUAACGGACAUGGAUGCACAUUGAAGACACCCUGGCGAAUGUGCAAACUGAUUAUUUAAGUGAAGGACACACGUUUACAAGGCACAUAUUGUGGCCAGUUCCCCCAUCCCCUUUGUUUUUGAUAAUAACAACAACAACAAAAGUGUUUUUAGGGUAAGCUGUUUUCUGUAUGACUGAAUGUUUUAUGGAUGUUCUAAUGCAUUGCCUUUUUGUGACAUGCAACUGAGAGGCAAAGUCUGUUUUCAUUUUCACUGCUUUUAUGAGAGAUUUAUAGAUGCAAAAGAGAGAGAGAGAGAGAGAGAGAAAGAGAUUGAUGGUUUUUACAAAAAGAAAAAGAAACUAAAAGACUGCAAUGCUUAUAAAUAUCUAGGUGUAGAAAAAAAAUGGAAGUUUGCAAAUUUGCAAGAAUUUAACAAACGAACAUGGAGAGAGUUUAAUGCUGGACCCAAGUUGACGCCCGGUUGGUUCUGAAGAACUGGAUUCCACCUCUUCGGGAUUUCAUUGGGUCAGUUCCCAAGACUUACAGAGAGGGCCUGUGCUUUGUGGUUAACAUGACGAAUAAAUCCCACAAUGCACUCUGAAUCAUUUUGGAAGUGGGAACAGAGACGUUUUAGCCUUCUGACUGGAGUGUCACAAUAGUAACAUGUCUGGUUUGAUUCCCUGCUGAACGGUGUAGCCUCAGUUAAUCCAAAAAGAAUGCCCCUGAAUAAUUAUGUUAAUUGUUUAGAGGAUCAUAAAUGUAAAAGUAACAAUGAAGGCGUUAUGCGUUGGUUGAAUACGUGCACACCCAGAUUUCCAAAUGUUUGCAAGCCUGAAGGCAAAGCAAAAGGCCGCCACUGGCUUGGAGAACUCAUGAAUUUCCAAGCAAAGUAGGGGAAAGUAUCUGGAGCUAAGUGGAAUUGCUAUCCAGAUGGUGAAAUUAAUGCCUUUUUUCACAACCUCAUUUCCCUGGAAAGCC